Molecule: messenger RNA, 2580 nt
Organism: Synchiropus splendidus (mandarinfish)
Lineage: Eukaryota; Metazoa; Chordata; Actinopteri; Syngnathiformes; Callionymidae
Gene: nhlh2
Product: nescient helix loop helix 2
Exons: 2
Coding region: 433-804 (123 amino acids)
Biological process (GO): regulation of transcription by RNA polymerase II
Molecular function (GO): DNA-binding transcription factor activity, RNA polymerase II-specific; protein dimerization activity; RNA polymerase II cis-regulatory region sequence-specific DNA binding
Source: RefSeq, a predicted model, not a curated record
CCUUUAUUAGUCGGGAUGCUUCGGAUCUUAUCUAACAUUUGACGCUCUGCUUCCUGAAGGAGUGGAACGAGGAAAUACCGGGAUUAUCCGUCCGAGAUCACCGCGCCUUAUCUCACAUCUUGAUCCGGAACACGCGGAUGAACGAGCCGCCACUUCCAGCAUCAUCAUCCGUCUAUUGUCUCUCCUCCACUGGACACUUGACACUCGCUGAUAACAAUCUCUGGAUCUUCUUUACCUUCUGGGAACCUUUUUUUUUUUAAUCCGAUCCCAAAUGUGGCAAGUUGAAAAAAAGUAAAGUUAAAAAGUGACGCGGUCGCUGGAAUAUGAGUUAAUCUGGAGUUGAGAUUAAACACUUGAAAAUUUGUCCCUCAACUUUUUUGACGAGGUGCUUCUGGAAGAGUGACACCGCCCCCCCAAAACAGGAGAUCCAAGAUGAUGCUCAGUCCGGACCAGGCGGAGGCGGAUCUCUCCUGGACUCAGUCCGACCCGGAGUCGCUGCUCAACGGGCUCAAAUCCGCGGGCUGCACCUCGGACGAGCCGGCGGAGGGCGAGGACCGGGUGAAGUGCAAAGCCGACCAGCCCUUGAGCCGGGAGGAGAAGAGGAGGCGGCGGAGAGCCACAGCCAAGUACCGUUCGGCCCACGCCACCAGAGAGCGGAUCCGAGUGGAGGCGUUCAACGUGGCGUUCGCGGAGCUUCGGAAAUUACUUCCAACUUUACCCCCGGACAAGAAGCUUUCCAAGAUUGAGAUCCUCAGACUGGCCAUCUGCUACAUCUCUUAUCUCAAUCACGUCCUGGAUGUUUAGAUCCGCAACCCGCUCCACGAGAGAUUUGGACUCGUGUUGUCUUUUCGGGGUAAAUGUUGACAGCUGUGAUCAUUUCUAAAGCAGAUGAUGUUCAUAAUGUGUACAAGAUGUCUAUUUUUAGGCCCAAAAACGGAGGAGGAUUUGAGUCAGAAAAGGCCUUAAAACGUGCCUAAACAAAGUUAAACCGGUUGUAAAUAGCUAAUUUAAUAACUGGUGUUCGGGAAAUGCGCCGCAGUGUCAGGAGGCAGCUCUCAGAUCGGUGGGAUUGGCAGUCGAGAAGUUUGAAGAAACCAAAAGUGGUGAGAAACAUCUUCAUUCUGAGGCCCAGUUCAACAGUGGAGAAGCGCUGUCAAGGUGUACUCUGCGUGAAGGAGGCUGCAGGAGCAUCGCUCAUGAAGUCUCUCGGGCAAAAGUUAGAGCGCCUCGAUCAACGCAUUAAACCCGUACAUGAAACUCCAAACGAUAAAAGGUGACCCCAGCAUUGCUUCGUCAAUUAAUUCUGGGCAAUGUUGAAAAUGAAUUUUCUCAAAUAUACAUAACCUUUACACAACGUUGAGAAACGAAUACUUCGAUUUCAAAACAAACAAUUUCAAUCGGCAGUUUAAUCGCCUUGUUCUCUUUCAAAAAUGAUUCUCGAUCAAUAUCUAAAUUAUUCCGACCUAGUGUCCAAAAUAGACGCUCGUCUGUCACCACACAAACUAUUCUGCAAUAUAAAAUAGUAAAGUGAAUGAAGUCAUUGUCUCACAACAGGAAUAAAGGGGGAAGCGUUUUCCUUAAUAUAAUCAAUAUUUAAUAUUUCAGCAAAGUGCUCGAGUUUUUGCAUCGAACAAAACGAACUGUGGCGGAUUAAACGAGUACACGUUCUUUAAUUAUUCAUGGGUACUUUUUCUUGGCAGACGAAUUAAAAUAAAAGACUAGCAUCAAGGCAAAUCCUCGUGAUAGUAAAAAAAGUAAAUUAAAUUCCUCCUCCCAACAUAGCAAUCAACAGCCCUAAAAAAACGACGAAAACACAAUGAACGGAUGUGAUAGCUGCUUUAGAUUUAGAAUAGUUUUUCCGGAAAGGAAGAAAAAAAAAAUAUUUAAAGUGCCAUUUCUGACGUAUAAAAUUGUGACCUUAAUCGUUUUCUUUUAAUGGAGCUAUUUAUUUAUUUAUUGACUUGUGUUAAUAUAUAUUUAUUUAUGGAUUAUAGGCUGGCGUCCUGUAGUAAAAUACAUGUAUAUGUUCGUUGCUUCUAAUUUAGGCUGUGGAAUAUGUUCUUUGUAUGAGGCACUUUCUGUUCAUCCAUAAUGUUUGUCACAUUUCUUUGAUGUUAUGAGUUAUUUAAAUGUCUGCUGUCUAUGAACAGCAACGAUAAGCACUUCAAUAUGGAGCUGAUUAUGGCUCCAUAAAUGUUUAUUUCCCUAAAUAGAUGAGGUGGCUGUGAGAUUAAUUGGCAUCGUUUUUAAUGUGAGAGGGAGUCAGCAGUGAUGAUGGCGAACUCUCUGACGAGGUUCAUCUUUGGAUAUCGACCUCUUUCUGCUGUUACCAAAAAAAGAACAAAUAAUUACGACGAACAUUUCUUCUUCUUUUUUUCUACCCGAUGUCUCGGCUAUACGACGUGAUUUAUAGUGAAGGGAAAAAAACAUAUCCUCUAUCCAAAGAUUUUUGUCUCUUCAGGGUUGUGUAGCUACUUGUUGCUUUAUGCAGAUCUUUUGUAGUAGAGGUGUUGUGUGACAGCUGGUUUCUAACGGACAAACUUUUCAUAUUUCCGCUGUUAUUUUUCAUUAAAACAGAAA